AUGCCAAGCAUCGAGGAGCUCAAGAAGUUGAUCAAAAACCAUGAGGUGAAGAUUGAUGAUGCCGAGCAAGAGGUCGCAAACGAACCAAACAAGAAGAAAAAGAAGGACUUGGAAAACGCCUUGAAGAAACUUCAAAACGAUGAGAAGUACCUCAAGGCUAAGGAAGAGGUCAAAGCUGCCGAAGCGCAGGCUCAAAAGGAAGCAGAACGUGCUGCAUUGAACGGGAAGGCAGCAGACAAGAAGGCCGAUGCCAAGGGCAAGAAGAAGGAGGAGACCAAGGCCGCUCCGAAAGUGGAUGCCAAGGUGGAUGAGGCUACCUUCAAAGAGAUCGACGAGGCAUUUGCUGCGAGUGGAAAGGAUGCUGCUGAGAAGAAGGCCACGGCCAUUAGCACCCUGGAGAUGCUGGCAGCAGCCACUCCCUUCGUGCUGCCCAGGCUACCGCAGCUCAUCCCUCUCUUCGACAACAGCAAGUUGGCUGCGCCUGCACUCAAGGCAGCCACUGCUAUUGUGGAGCAGAUCGCCCCCCAGGGGCAUUCGGUCGCGGACCGCGUGAUGCCGCCGCUGCUGGCGGGAAUCGAGGACAAGAAAUGGAAGGUGAAAGCGGGAUGCAUCCAGGUCCUGUUGCCGGCUCUGAAGCAGAUGGAGGGAACCACCACACUGCAGUUGGCCAAUUGCCUUCCUGCCAUUGUCUCCAAAUUAGCCGAGGCUGCUCUGGAAGUGCGAGCUGAGAUCCGAACGGCUACAGGUGCAGUGCUCAAAGAGAUUGGUGCUUUCGUUGGAAGUCCAGAGAUCAAGGCCUUGUCCCCAGACUUGGUCCAAGCCUUGGCAGAGCCCACCAACCAGAAGCACACCCAGGCCGUCUUGGCAAAGAUGGGCAAUGCCACCUUCAAGUCCAUGAUCGAUGAGGCAUCCCUAGCCCUGCUGUUGCCCAUUGUGAUGCGAGGAUUGAAGGACCGCGAGGCGAUGAGCAAGAAGUGGUCGGCCCAGAUCUUUGGAUCUGCGGCCCUCUUGGUCAGGGAUGUUGACUUCCUGAAGCCAUACCUCAAGACUGCGCUGCCCCUUCUCCAGGCGGCCCUCAACGACUCAGUGCCAGAGGUGCGACGCGAGGCUGCCAAGGCCUACGGAAUCUUGGAGCAAGUGAUGCCUGAGUAUUCCAGGAGCCACUGCCAGCCCUUCCUCUUCGGCAAGCUGCGCGCCGGUGACGCCUCCGAACAGAUCGGCGCUGCGCUGGGUCUGGCGGAGGUCUUCGUGAGGAUGGACAAGGCCAAGUUGUCCCAGUUCAUCCCGGAAGUGCAGAAGGGAUCCGUUGAGGAGAACCUCACGGUGCGUCGAGGUUUCCUGGAGUUGAUGGAUACCAUGCCGCAGGCCAUGAAGAUGGACUUUGUGCCAUACAUCGAACGCCUCUUCCCUGCCAUGCUGAUGGGCAUCAACGGUGAGAAGGAUCUGAGCGAUGACCCUGCCAUGAAGGCUGCGCAGGCCCUGGUGGGGCGCUUCGGAGAUCUGUGCCCCGACCUCCUGAUGGCUGCCUUUGAGGGUAGCUACGCCAAAGCCCUGGGGUCGACCAAGGACUGGAAGAAGAUGCAGGUGGUCCGCGAGAAGUCCAUGCAGCUGCUGUUGAAAACCGCCGAGAAGAUCUUGGAGCACAAGAAGUUCGGCCAGGAUCUUCUGACUUGCGACGAAUGCUCCAACAAGGCCACGCGUUUGCGUGUGCUGAUCUUGGCCUUCGUGGCACGCAAUGACCCGGACGCCGCCGUGAAGCGUGUGGCCAGCAACGUCUGGAAGACGUCCGGCGGAUCUCCGAAGAUGCAGAAGACCAUCGCGCAGGAGCUCUCUCAGAGCAUCAUGAAGUGGCGUGCAGGUUCCAUGGGUGCUGGUUUGCAGAAGGUGGCCAAGGAUGCUCUCUCCGAGCUGGUCAAGGCCGGCGACGUGGAAGACCCUUCAGAGGAUGUAGAGGCUGUUAGCAGCGAGUUCUGCUUCGACACUGCCAAGUCCUUGAACGAAGAAGCGGCCAAGAUCGCUGCAGGUGAAUUCUCGGUGAGCCAAGCGGAUGAGGCUGACACCAAGGAGGAUUGCCAGAUGGUAAAGAAGGUCGAGACCUUCUGGGGCAAACAUGCAAGCUUUGGCACCCUGGUGGGUGAGCUGAAGAGUCACUUCCUGUCCGUCUCCGAGAGCGUCAUCCGUGAGGGUCACAAGAAGAAGCUGCCAGGGCCAAGGGUUGUGGAGGAACUCCAGUCGGCCAUACAACAGAUCUGCCGGUGCUGCAAGGACCAGGUGGAAGACUUCCUGAAAGCUGUGCCAGAGAAUGUGGAGGCGCGACAUGUUCCUGGAACAAUGCUGGGACAGUUGGAAGAGAGAAUUCGAGGCAUUGCAAUUGCAACAGAUUCCAAAUCUUCGAGUGCCCUUGAAGUCUUCGCGCACGGGCCGCACCGGGGCAUGAUGAAGUUGGAUUAUUCCUUCUAUUCCGUGACCCUGGUGGGCUUCUUUGCUGGGAUCAGUUCGGGGCUCUUUGUGAAGCUUUACAAGACUGUGCUGGAGAUAGUUCUGGAACUCAUUUGGACACGGCUUCCGGCUGCCCUUUAUGCUGCGGGUUGGAGCGAUGAGGCUCCUUUCAGCCUCGUUAACCUUACCUGGAUUUUGGGCGCCUUCUUUGGCGCUAUUGUAGGCUUGGGCCGGGCUUAUCUGCCAGAAGAGGCAGUGACCAACAUGAACGUUUGGGUUCGGGAGGUGCAUGGCCCCAACGGCAGUGCCCCGUGUGGGCCCUGGGUCUUGGGCUUGGUCCUGCUUUCGUUGCUGACGGCCUUCGGCGGCGCCUCGGUUGGGCCAGAACCGGUGGUGAUCAUCAUGCCAUCGGUGCUCUACGUCGGGAUGGUGAAGAAAUUACUGAACCCCUCAGUGCAAGUGUUGAGAGUGGCAGCACUGGCUGGGGGAGCGGGAGGUUUAGCCGCAUUUUUUGGCCUGCCAUUGGCCAGUGCCUUUUUUGCAUUGGAAAUUCCACACAUGGAUGGAGCUGAAUUUGCCUUGGAGGCGUAUUCUGCCUGUGUGGUGGCUGGAGUAGUUGGGACCAUUGUGGGGCAUUGCAUCUGGGAGCCCUCCCAGCUCCUGGGCAACAGUCGCUUUUGGUUCCCUGGGGGCGAUUCUCCUGAUCAACCUCAGAUCACGACCUCAGAGUUUGGCCUGGGUGCCGUGGCUAUGGGGAUUCUGGCCGGCAUCAUAGGUGGACUCACCUCCUAUUUACUGGUGACUUUGAUGAGGGGAUGGCACCCCCUCUUUGAACACAUCAAACACAUCAAGCACCAGCACAGAUGGAAGGCACUCCGCUACAGUGCCCUGCUGGCAGUGGUGGGCGCCGCAAAUGCUGCUAUGUCCUUCCUGUAUCCCAGUGCUCUCUGGUGGGGUGAAGAUCAGUUGCAGGUGGUCCUGACGCGGGGCUGUUCCUUCGGUGCCAAGAUCUUUCCAGAUUGCCAGCCUGUCAAGCUGAAGUAUCUUUAUGAAAAGCUCAUCUACAAAGAUGCCAUUGUGGCCCACCCUGGAAUCUCCAUGUCAGGCUGGGAGAUGUUCGGCCUGGGUUUGGUGAAGCUGGUCAUGAUCAGCAUGUGCGAAGGCGCGGGCUUUGUGGGGGGCCCCAUCUAUCCCAUCAUCUUCGCCACGGGCGCCAUGGGCUCUGCCCUGGGCGCCACGGAUUGGGUAUCGAUGCUGGGAGGGCAGUACGUCUACAUCUGCACCGCUGCUGCCAUGAGCACCGGCCUGGCUGCCUUGCUCCAUACGCAGGUCUUUGGGAUUCUGAUCGUCAUGGAGUUGCAAGCGAAUAUCCCCCACGGAAGCGUGAGUUCCCAAACCAUUGCGUUGAUGACGGCGGUGUAUUCUUUCUACCUGCUCACGCGAAACUAUGUGGCACCUUACUUCCAGUUGGUCUCGCAACAGAAGCCGCGGGAGGAUCUGCAAUACCUGACUCCCGAGCCCGAAACUCAAUCAGACACAGAGGAUGACUCCGACACCGAUCUGGAGAUGGAGCGAGUGCGAACCGAGACAGAGGUAGUGGGCACGCUUUCCGAAACCACUGGCAGUGAUGGUGAUGAAGUGGAGCCAAAGUCAAGCAAAAGCUCCAGGUUUGGGAAGUAUUUUAAGGCCUUGUGCCGCGACGUCUUGGGCGAUGACUUCGAUGGGCAGCACCAGGAGGGCUACGACAAAGAUACCUUGCUGCGGGUGGAGAAUAUGCUGCUGAUGUAUGGUGCGGGCAAGCUGUUGUUGAAGGACACGGUGUUGGAGAUGAAAGCCAACCGUCGCUAUGGCGUGGUGGGCCACAACGGUGCUGGCAAGACUACCCUGAUGAAGGAGAUUGUGGCGGGUCGCAUCGUGGGAAUGCCCACGCACCUCCGAUGUGUGCACGUGGAUGACUCGAAGCUAGGAGAGAUGAGCAAGAGCAGCUUGAACGCCUUGGAAUAUGUCCAAAUGAAAGCCCUGGAGCAGGGUGUGACGGAUGCCUCUGCGGAGAACCUGCGAAAGGUGGGCUUUCCUGAGAAGAUGUUCGAGGUGCCAGUGGCCGAGUUGUCCACCGGUUGGCGCAUGCGUUUGACCCUGGCAGUGUCCAUGUUGAAGCACGCCGACAUCGUCCUGCUGGAUGAGCCCACGAAUCACUUGGACCAGGAGUCUGUGGAUUGGCUGGGCGACUACCUGUUGCAGCUGACCAAAUCCUCUGUGAUGGUCAUCUCCCACGAACCGAAGUUCCUGAAUAAGAUCUGCACAGACAUCAUCUCCUACAAAGACAAAGCGCUGGUGUACACCGAAGGAAACUUUGACGCCUUCGUCAUGGCCAAGGGCAUCAAGGCAGAUGACAUUGAGGCCCUGUUGAGUGGAAACCUGAAGUUGGAUGAGGAGGAAGAGGGCGAAGAGGGUGCGGAGGAGAAGAAGGUGGCCGUUCAAGCGCCCAUCGCCGGUCCUCCCAAGAUCAGCUUCCCCAUUCCCGGCUCCGUGGAGGGUGUGAAGUCCAGCUCUAAGGCUGUGAUCGAGUUCAAGAACCUCUCCUUCCGCUAUGGCAAGGACAAGGACUACCUCAUUUCAGAUGUUGCCGGCAAGCUGUCGCUGGGAUCUCGAGUUGCGAUCUGUGGCCGCAACGGUUGCGGCAAGUCGACCCUGAUGACGUUGAUCUGUAGCGAGAUGAACCCCACUGAGAACAAGGAUGGCAAGCUGGGAGAGAUUACCAGGCACUGCAAUCUGCGUGUGGCCUACAUGAAGCAGGACCACUUGAAGACCCUAGGGCCAUACUUCGACACUUCCCCUCUGAAUUACAUCACCCAGCGCUUCAAGAACGGCUACGAUGAGGAGCUCCAGAAGCGUUUGAUCGAGCCCGAGGACGACGAGGAGGCCGCGCGCCGGGCCACCCUGGCCAAGCAGUACGGCAAGUACGGAAAUCCCGUGGGAGAACUGUUGACUCGCUCCAAGCAGGGCAGUCAGCUGUACUACGAGGUGCGAUGGGAAGGCUUGGACGAUCCCAAGCAGAACACCAUGGUGUCCCUCAAGACUCUCAGGGAUAUGGGCCUGGACAAGGUGGUCAUCGCCUGCGACGAGCGCAUCGCCGCGAAGGCCGCGGGCCUGGACCAGCGCCCACUGACGCGACGAGAGAUCGUGAAGCAUUGCGAGGCCUUUGGUAUUGAUGAGGAGAUGUGCUGCAACCAGCAAAUCCGCGGCUUCUCUGCCGGACAGAAGGUGAGAUUGUCUUUGGCCGCCAUGUUCUGGACCAAGCCUCAUUUCAUCGCAGUGGACGAACCCACCAACUACUUGGAUGUGGAGACGGUUGAGGCUCUGUCCAAGGCGCUGAACAACUUCCGGGGUGGCAUCCUGAUGAUCGAGCCCAAGAUGGAUUUCGUGGAGAAGGUCUGCAAUGAAACCUGGACCUUGGAAGAUGGCAAGAUCACCGUGCAGAAACUGGAUAACGGCCUGAAACGCGUGGCCUAG
Cladocopium goreaui is the source of this 5952-nucleotide messenger RNA. Lineage: Eukaryota; Dinophyceae; Suessiales; Symbiodiniaceae. The record is from the annotation of a GenBank genome assembly.